AAUUGAGUCGUACCAGUUUCUGAAAUCUACAGAGCUUUCAAUUAUUGAAAGAAAUUAUGAAGCUUCCCAAGCUCUGCUUCCUGCAUCAAGCUUUCCCUUUCUUCUUCUUCUUCUUCUUCUUCAUUGUGCGAUCAGCACAAACAUCCACCUCAAGCGUCUUUCGAGAAUACAUAGGAGCCGAAUUUAAGAAUGUGAAGUUCUCUGAUGUUCCUGUGAAUCCAAAUGUCCAGUUUCACUUCAUUCUCUCUUUCGCUAUUGACUAUGAUACCUCUUCUGCUUCUCCUUCUCCCACCAAUGGAAAAUUCAACGUUUUCUGGGACUCUCAGAAUCUUAGCCCCUCCCAAGUUUCUUCCAUCAAAACCCAGCACUCUAAUGUCAAGGUAGCCUUGAGUCUAGGAGGCGAUAGCGUGGGGGGCAAACCAGCCAACUUCAGCCCAUCUUCCAUUGAUUCAUGGGUUUCGAACGCAGUUUCAUCGCUCACAAGCAUAAUCAAACAGUACAACCUCGACGGAAUCGACAUCGACUACGAACACUUCAACUCAGAUCCAAACACCUUCUCUGAAUGCAUCGGACGCUUAAUCAAAACCUUAAAAGCCAACGGGGUCGUCAAGUUCGCCUCCAUCGCUCCGUUCGACGAUCCCCAAGUUCAGAACCAUUACUUGGCGUUAUGGAAAAAGUAUGGGAACAUCAUAGACUACGUCAACUUUCAAUUCUACGCGUACGCGAAAGGCACGAGUGUGUCUCAGUUCCUUAAUUACUUUGAUACACAGAGCAAGAAUUAUGGAGGAGGGAAGGUGUUGGUGAGUUUUAUAACUGAUGGAAGUGAUAAAGGGUUGAGUCCUGGAGGUGGAUUCUUCACGGCGUGCCAAAGGCUCAAGAGUGAAAACAAGCUUCAUGGGAUUUUUGUUUGGUCUGCUGAUGACUCAAAGGCCAGUGGGUUUCCCUAUGAGAAGCAAUCACAAGCUCUCUUAGCUUCUGCCAAGUAAGGGUUCAAUUGUGUUUAUGGCGUCUUUAGUUGUUAUAUACAUGUGCUUCUACUGCACUUGCUCUUUAAUUUGGAUGUAGUAAUGCGUACGCCUAAACCUCGGUGGUUGGUUUGACUGCACAUGCAUUAAUAUUUAUAAAAUAAAGAUGUAUUUUUGUCCUUCA
This is a messenger RNA of Prosopis cineraria, 1149 nucleotides long. RefSeq names its product chitinase 2-like. Lineage: Eukaryota; Viridiplantae; Streptophyta; Magnoliopsida; Fabales; Fabaceae. The transcript is spliced from 2 exons. The coding region runs from base 57 to 986 and encodes 309 amino acids. Gene Ontology annotation, molecular function: hydrolase activity, hydrolyzing O-glycosyl compounds. Gene Ontology annotation, biological process: carbohydrate metabolic process. The record is from RefSeq and is a predicted model, not a curated record.